AUGGCGAGCGGGUGGCGAAAAGGCUUAGGGAACGUGAGGUCGUUCAUCGGGAAUUCGAUGGGAGGGCUGAAGGGAACCGCUAAUUUGGCGUCGUGGGCAGUGGCCGGAACCCUAGCUUACUUCCUCUGGGUAAAACCCUCUCAGCAACUCAAGAAAGAGCAACUGGAAAGGGCAGCGAUGGCUGCAGCUGACCCAAAUCGCUACAUUGAGAAACGAAAGCCGAUUCCUGAUCCCCAGGUGACUGGAUUGAUUAGAGGCCAAAAGAAGAAUAGCACUGAUGAAUCUCAAGAGUAG
Molecule: messenger RNA, 294 nt
Organism: Oldenlandia corymbosa var. corymbosa
Lineage: Eukaryota; Viridiplantae; Streptophyta; Magnoliopsida; Gentianales; Rubiaceae
Source: the annotation of a GenBank genome assembly